AUGGCACCUCCAAACACUGAAGACUCUGAACUUAUCUAUCGUUCAACAGCAGGAGGCGAAUCAAUAAAACAAGAUAAUGAACCAGAUGGAAAAUUUGAACGCCAUUAUGUUCCACCCAAUCUAACAAUCAAAGAGAUUCGUCAAGCAAUUCCUCCACACUGUUUUCAAAGAAGUACACAACGAUCUCUGGGUUAUCUUUUAAAAGACCUCUCAAUAAUUGGUUUAUUAGUGUAUGGUGCGACUUUUAUCGACCCUUUAUUACCAAACAUAUUACGAUUAAUUGCUUGGACAACCUAUUGGUUUUUCGUGGGUGCAUAUGGUACUGGAGUUUGGGUGCUUGCUCACGAAUGUGGACAUCGUUCAUUCUCGCCAAGUAGAACUGUAAAUAAUAUUGUUGGGUGGAUACUUCACUCGGCACUUCUCGUUCCUUUUCAUUCAUGGCGAAUUACUCAUUCACAACAUCACAAAAAUACAGCAAACGUGUAUAAAGAUCAAGUGUUUGUUCCAAAAACUCGGUCAGAACUCGGACUUCCACCAAGAAAAGAUGAUGAUGACGAUGAAGGGCACAUAUUUCAAGAUGCACCAAUCUACACACUACUGAAUCUAAUUGCACAACAAUUAUUUGGUUGGCCGCUCUACUUGAUAAAAAAUGCUUCUAGUAGAUCGUAUCCAAACUCGGAAACCAAAUGGAUAAAUCAUUAUAAUCCGUCGGCGCCAAUGUACACUCCAAGUCAAUAUAUGGAUAUAGUGAUCUCGGAUAUUGGAAUUAUUAUGGCUAUAUCAACGCUCACAUAUCUUUCGUUUACGUUUUCGUUGCUUACCAUCGUAAAAUUUUAUUUUAUCCCAUAUUUGAUUGUGAAUCAUUGGCUGGUGAUGAUUACCUUUUUACAACAUACUGAUCCAAAGGUACCUUUCUAUCGAGAUGAACAAUGGGAUUUCGUUCGAGGUGCUGCUAGCACAGUUGAUCGACAUUUCGGAUUCCUAGACGACAUCUUCCACAAAAUCACCUCAACACACGUAGCACACCACUAUUUUAGCGAGAUGCCAUUCUAUCACGCCGAAGAAGCAACAAAACAUCUUGCGAAAGUAUUAGGCAAAUACUACUUAUUUGAUGACACACCAAAGUUUAAAGCACUUUGGCGAAGUUAUAGUACAUGCAAAUUUAUUGAGGACGAAGGAGAAAUUAUCUUUUUAAAAUAUUAA
This is a messenger RNA of Ambispora gerdemannii, 1203 nucleotides long. Lineage: Eukaryota; Fungi; Glomeromycota; Glomeromycetes; Archaeosporales; Ambisporaceae. The record is from the annotation of a GenBank genome assembly.